Molecule: messenger RNA, 965 nt
Organism: Ruditapes philippinarum (Manila clam)
Lineage: Eukaryota; Metazoa; Mollusca; Bivalvia; Venerida; Veneridae
Product: radial spoke head 14 homolog
Exons: 9
Molecular function (GO): protein binding
Source: RefSeq, a predicted model, not a curated record
GGUGCGCGUGGCGUCACUAUGGAAAUGUUGGGUAAACAGGAAGCGGUGUACCUGUAAGUUUCUUUCGACAACAACACAAACUGUAAUAAACUUGAAAACAUUUCGUGUUAAACAUGGCACUUACGGUGAUUUCUGCGAAAUACCCGCCACACAUUGACCCAACAAAAACACCAUUGGCCUAUGGGGACAGAGCUUUACCAAGACUAAAUAGGGAACUAAAUGAUGAGAAUUUGAUGACAAGACAAAGGGCUGUUAUGUCACUCUGUGACCACUUGCAUGACCCUGAACACAUUGCAGAAGCUUUAAAAGUUGGGAUAGCAGAAAGUCUAAAAAAGUUGCUAACAGAUGCAGAUAUCACUGUCCGACAAAAAUCAACAGAGUGCUUGUAUGUUAUAGGAUGUCAUGCUAUUGGAAGAGAUGCAUUUAUUGAACAUAAUAUAAUUCCACCAGUAUCAAAAUUAUUUGAUGAUAAAGUUGAUGUUGCCAGGAAAAAUGCUCAUCAAGCUAUUGAAAUGAUUUCUGAAACACCAUUAGGUGCUGAGGGUAUUGUUAAAGCUGAUUUGAUCGGAACUUUAGUCAUGAAGUUAAAAAGUGAAUUGGAAGAAAUAAAGAAACUUAUAUUAGACACAUUACAUUUCUGUAUGCGUGUGGACACAGAAAAAGCCCUGAAAGCAGAUGCAAUGCAAGUGUUUACCUCCCUUCUUUCACACAAAGAUCCAGCCAUCAGGGCUUGUGCUGCACGGGACAUCAUGGAUCUCAGUGCUCCUCUAGAUGGAAAGAACAAGGCUGUAGAAGUGAAUGCUGUACCAGCACUGGUUGGUCUGCUGGAAGACAAAUCGCCUGAUGUUAAAGCUAAUGCAGCGGGAGCUCUUAUGAUAAUCACAAUAACAACAAAAGGGAAAGCUUUAACAUGUUUAUCAGAGGCUCCAGAAGGCAGAAGUACACUGUUACAACAUGUUGACAAG